AUGUUUGCAAUUAUUUUCUUAGCGACCAGGGCCAAACGAAACCAGUCAGGAUCAACUUUCGCCUUGCUUACGUGCCAGGUCUUUAAUUCGCUUGAGAAGGACGAGAGUCUCCUAAAUGUCCUGACAACUAUUCAAUAUGAGAGUCACAAAAAUGUGGACAUCGUGGAAAACAAAUACACUGGACAGACUCCAGAAGUGAAGAUGUUUUCUCAGGACAGAGGUUUUGUCAUCUCAAAAAGUCCUUCAAAUUGCUCGGCUUCCUCGAAAUCUGACGGAAUUGGCAUUAUGAUGAAAAAGGAACUCGAGUUUUAUACUUGGAAAUCAAACAAAAAGGAAAACUUGCGACGCCGCCUCGCGAUCCUUUUUUCCGAAGAGCAAAAUGAUCGAUUAAAAGAAAUAAAAAAAGUGCUGUCCCUAAACCUAGAUUUUGAGACCAGCGAAAGGAUGCUGAGAGGAAAGCCGUGGAUGUCCAUAAAUGAAGCCUCGUGGAGUGACUCUAACAUUGGCUGCAUUUUCCUGAUUUUCUUUGGCCGAUUAAGUGAAAACAAGGUCACGAAUGAGGUUUGCGUUCAGGUGGACGGUCAAGAAAUUGCGGUAUCUGAAAUACUGCGCGAGUUUAUCGGGCCAAAAAAUGACCAGUGGAUUGGAAAACCGAAAGUAUUAUUCCUUGUGAAUCAGGAAACGAGCUCAUCUGACUACAUCGGAUCAACGCAGCCCAAGAUGAAAAUAUCAGCAACAAACCACAGUGGAUGGUUAGUCCAAGUUUUGCACAACGAAGGUUAGAUUUUGUUCUUCAAUUUUGGGAAUUAGUAAAAAAUUUCAUCUAUAUAGAUAAACUUCAAAAGCUGAUCGAAAUCUUCAAGGGGCAAGAGAUGAAAAAGGAGAAAAGUCUUCAAGAACUGCUCGCAAGUCUUCUAAUUUCCGAAUCAAAAGAAAAUAGGAAUUUGCUUAACUCGACGCUCCAGUAUCCACUCAAUUUUCCUGACUGGCCCAGUUCUUUUGUUCAACUUAGCUUUUCAGUGACAAAAUCACAAAACAGUGCAGUAAAAUACGUCAGUUUCGACAGCUUAGUGAAGGAAUCAGCAACAGAAAAACAAAUUUGGCUCUUGAGUUCAGUUGCAGGAACAGGAAAGACGACAAUCCUCAGGGAAAUGGCUUUUCAACUCGGGAAACUAAAUCCAGAAUUAAAAAUUUUACGCGUUUCUCUCCCGAGAGUUCCGUUCAGUUCUCUAGACCGGAACGUGACUGAGAUUGAAUUUCUCGUGAAAGCCACUAAGAAUUCGAAAGAGGAAAUCAUAAAAAGCAUAGAAAACAAGCAGUGUGUUGUGAUUCUUGAUGGGUUCGAUGAAAUCAUCCGUCCUGAUAACCAAGAAAAAACAUUGAGAGUAAUCAAAUCUCUAGAAGAGAAGCAGUUAUCCGUGUGGAUCGGAACGAGACCUAACGCAGCAG
This is a messenger RNA of Cloeon dipterum, 1449 nucleotides long. RefSeq lists its product as uncharacterized. The transcript is spliced from 4 exons. The record is from RefSeq and is a predicted model, not a curated record. Lineage: Eukaryota; Metazoa; Arthropoda; Insecta; Ephemeroptera; Baetidae. Bases 1 to 783 code for a protein of 260 amino acids.